CUGUGAACAGUGAAAUUUCACUGAAAGGAAUCUGCAUGAACAUCAUACAGGGAGCACGUUCAAUAUUUGCUUUCAGACGAUUGCACUCACAAGUGAAGAUGGCGGCCGCUCACGUUUCUGCUUCCUUCCUCUCUUGCCAGUCGCCUUUUUCCAAGACUCUCAGAAGCACUCCCUUCAGCGCUCAACAAAAUGUCCGAACACCGAUGAAAACCAGCUUCACUUCCAGCUUUCCGGCUGCGAAAACCCACAAAAGGGCAAUUGCAAGACGCACUCACGUGAUUGCCGCGGCGGCAUCGGAGGCCCCCGCGGGGGCGCCUUUUGUGGGCCACGAUUAUUACAAGAUUCUGGGCGUGGCACCUGACGCAGAGCCUGUGCAGAUCAGGAAGGCGUACUGGCAGCUCAUGAAGACACACCACCCCGACCUCUCAGGGGAGCAGACCCAUGCAGCGCUUCUCAACGAAGCGUACCGCACCCUGAUGGACACCCACCGCAGAGCAGGGUAUGACCUCCGGUGGCGAGAGGCCGAGCUGGCGGGGUACGUCGGCUUCACGGGGAGGCCCAUAAGCGACUGGACGGGGCCAGAGAGGAUGCAGGGCAUCUUUGUGGAUGAGAACCAGUGCAUUGGCUGCCAGGAGUGCUCGUUCUGUGCUGGCAACACGUUUGACUUCGACGAGGUGCAGAGCAAAGCGCGUGUCAAGACGCAGUGGGGCGACCCGGAUCAUGUCAUCAAGUCCGCGCUCGACUCUUGCCCUGUGAACUGCAUCCACUACGUGGAAAAGGAUGACGUGCCCAUCUUGGAGUAUCUAAUGAAAGGUUGGGAGCGGCCUGGCGUGGGCGUAUUCGGGGGCCGGUGGGAACGGCCGCCGAACGUGUUCUCUGCAGCAAAGGACUUCAAGAAGAAGCUGGAACGGCAGGAGGCACGAGCGCAAGCAGCUGCGACAGCUGAGACCCCCGCACAGAGGGACGCCCGCGAGACGGCCGCCCGAGAGGAGCUCCAGAAGUCCGCUAAGGCCUGGUGGGCGGACGCCCUGUCCAAAGUUAACUUCCGGCCUUCCGCCGGAACGGCGGGCGGAACCGACACCGGAAACGGAAGGCAGCGCCGGAAGGCCAUUGUGGCGGGCGAAGACAAGAUGCCGUGGCAAAAGCUCUUUGGCGCUGAAACUACGGCGACGCUUAUGACGAUGCCGGUGGAUUUGGAAGAGUGUGCCAAGACCAUCAUCUUCGUCCAGCAGUGGGCGCAAACCCUGGCGUGUGCGUCCGAACUCCCGCUGCCCUUACCCGUCCGAGCGGACGCUUCGGACAACGGCGUCACGCUCAGCCUCAUCGCCGUGAGAGCUGGCGCCACCACGUCCGUCGGCGCCCUCGACAUUUCCGUCGAGCCGGCGGAAUUCGCAGAGGGAAGCUUAGAGGAGUCGGACUUUGUGUUGCGGGUGGUGAGGGUCGGCGGAAGCUCUAAGGGUGCGCUCCCGGGGGAGGGCCGGCUGGUGAAGAUGCUGAGAGAUGCACUGGAGCGGCGGGGGACAGUGGCGGGUUAUGAGAGCUACCACUUGCAGAGGUAGGGGGAUCCCCCUCCAAUCUGUCGGACGGGGCGAGUUCCGUUCGGAGGGCCAUAUAAAGCCUGUGGGCGUGCGUAUGACUGACUGAUAUCACAUACGCUUCCAAUGGGAGCGUUGCAUGUUGACGUCUACAAGUGUUUCGAAAGCGGGGCGGAUUGCGAACAGAGCCGAUGCGUUCGAGUUGUUCCGAAGGGUGCUUAUCGCUAGAGCCGAGGAGAGUGGCGUGGAAAGGGCGGAACAGAAUCAUGGGCCCAGGUGCCAAGUACAUAGGUCGUACACUUCAGGCGCCAGACAGGCGGAUGUGGAUUGCACGUAUGUUCAAUAGAUAGCGUUGUACAAGUUGCUAGGAAGAUGCUGGCACAUUGGUCAGCGUGUAAUCAAACAGGAUACAGUUGUCGCAAGAAGAAUAACUUUCGGGCCGACUAGUUGUGUACAUAGAUCCGCUCGCAAUGGUAGCAUCACUUGUGGCCGCUCGGGCCGUUCGCUGCAAGAAUGCUUUUAGCCUCGCUUGAAACCUCGGCAGCAGGCUAGUAGCAUCAGCUUGUUUCUUAGGCACUUAACCUGAAGGCCUUAGUUAGACGGUCAUCAGGCUGCAUGGCAUAAGUUGGCAAGUUUAGUAGACCGUACGGGUCGAAGCAUUCCGACCGGCUAGCAUUGUCAAGAACCCAGCUGCCACAUAUAUGCCUUUACAUUCAAUUCUCUUGUCAGGGGACAUGCUUCGACAGAAUGAAGCAUGUAUUCGAUCUGAGGCCGGCCGUAC
Klebsormidium nitens is the source of this 2316-nucleotide messenger RNA. Lineage: Eukaryota; Viridiplantae; Streptophyta; Klebsormidiophyceae; Klebsormidiales; Klebsormidiaceae. The record is from the annotation of a GenBank genome assembly.